Molecule: messenger RNA, 1524 nt
Organism: Gavialis gangeticus (Gharial)
Lineage: Eukaryota; Metazoa; Chordata; Crocodylia; Gavialidae
Gene: RHCE
Product: Rh blood group CcEe antigens
Exons: 10
Coding region: 209-1441 (410 amino acids)
Biological process (GO): ammonium transmembrane transport; ammonium homeostasis
Cellular component (GO): plasma membrane
Molecular function (GO): ammonium channel activity
Source: RefSeq, a predicted model, not a curated record
AAUCCACUAGACCAUAACUGACAUUUGUUGUGGCAAGUCUAGACUCCUGACCUGCUUUAGAUAAGAAGUUGUUCCUUGCUAACGCCUUUUGGGCUUUCUUAUCUUUUUGAAGUCUUUAUUCUCCCCUUUCCUUUUGCUUGAGGCUGGUAGAACAUUUCUGUAAAAGGGAUAUAUUAAUGUGCAUGUGUUUCACAUGAUCUAAUGCACGAUGGCUUCUCAGUAUUCUCCUAAUCUCCGCUAUCGUUUGUUUGGGAUCAUAGUUUUUUUGGAAAUUCUUUUUUUCAUCCUAUAUAUUUUGUUUUUAGACAGAAAUCAGGCUGCCUUGGAAUACAGAAAAAUCUACCCAGCAUUUCAAGAUGUCAACGUCAUGGUGAUUUUUGGCUUUGGCUUCCUCCUGGCCUACUUGAAGAGGUACAGCUUUAGCAGCAUUGGAUUCAACAUCCUGGCAGCUGUGCUGGGGGUUCAGUGGACCAUGUUCCUGGAAAGAUUUUUAUUUCCAGACGAAAGAGAGAAGCAUCUGCCCAGCAUUUUAACAGCCUCCAUGAGUGUUGUCACUGUGUUAAUCUCGGCUGGAGCUGUGUUGGGCAAGGCCAACCCUUUUCAGUUGAUUUGCAUGGCGAUGGUGGAGGUGACUGCUUUCUGUGCUACCAGAUGGACCAACGUGUACAUCCUGGAGAUUGAGGAACAUGUAAGCCUGAUGCAUGUUCACAUAUUUGGGACCUUCUUUGGUUUGAUGGCCUCCUGGUGGCUCACUCAGCCUUCAUUGAGAAGAGAGACUGGAAAGGAGGGCUCUGAUGCAACUUCUGAUUUGUUUUCAAUGUUGGGCACACUCUUCCUUUGGAUGUUCUGGCCAAGCUUCAACUCUGUGCUCGUUGAUGGGGUGGUGAAAAAGAGGAACGCAAUCCACAACACCUACUAUGCUAUUGCAGUCAGUACUGUAAUUGCCUUUGCACUGUCUGCCUUGACCAACAAGAAUGGAAAACUCCAGAUGACCCACAUCCACGGUGCAACGCUGGCUGGUGGGGUUGCUCUUGGCUUCUCCGCUCACAUUAUUCAGAAUCCUUGGAUUGCAAUGGUUUUGGGUUUCCUUGCUGGUGUGAUCGCAGUACUGGGACCUUACUUUCUCAAGAUGUGUUUGAAUUCGGUAGUCAAGAUGCACGACAUCUGUGGCAUUCAUUGCAUGUUUGGGAUGCCUGGAUUGCUGGGAGCAAUAGCCUAUGUCAUCCUCUUCGUAAUAUACAACUGGAACAACUUGCCAGUUAAGGGUUAUCCAGCCUUGAUUGAAGUGGGUUCUCUGAGUAUCACUAUCCUUGUGGCCGUGAUAGUGGGCUUUAUUACAGGUAUCCUUUUAAAGCUGAAUAUAUGCAAGUCACCACCUGUAUCAAAGUACUUUGAUGACCAGGUAUACUGGGAGUUUCCCCACUUGGCUGAUGGAUUUUGAACAGAGGGACCCAAAUUACAUUAAGGUUAAACCAAGAUGAGGAAGCUUCCUGUUCUCCACAACAGAAAACUAAUGAACAUGUG